UCGCCAUCCCAAACAAUCGCCUCGUCCCUCCGUCAAAGGGAAGGAAAGCAGGGCCAGGGAGAGAGGGAACCAAGCCCGCCUAUUGGCCACCACCCUUUUCCUUUCCUUUCUAUUUUUGUCUAUAAAAUAGUAGACUUGAUAGGAAAGGCACCACCACCCACCACUUAGGCCAAAGCCAAAUACAGAAAGAGGCUCAAACUCCAGUUGUCUUCCCGGAAAUUAAGGAGGGAGGAGAAGAAAUAUGGGGAGGGGAAAGAUUGUGAUCCGGAGGAUUGACAACUCCACCAGCCGCCAGGUGACGUUCUCGAAGCGGAGGAACGGGCUAUUGAAGAAGGCCAAGGAGCUCGCCAUCCUUUGCGAUGCCGAGGUCGGCCUCAUGGUCUUCUCCAGCACCGGCAGGCUUUACGAUUUUGCCAGCACCAGCAUGAAGUCAGUGAUAGAACGCUACAACAAGACCCGAGAGGAGCAUCAUCUAGUUAUGAAUGCUAGUUCAGAGGCUAAGUUCUGGCAAAGGGAGGCAGCAAGCUUGAGGCAGCAACUGCAUAACUUGCAAGAAAGUCAUAGGCAGUUGUUGGGAGAAGAGCUUUCUGGCCUAAGUGUCAAAGAUCUACAAAAUCUAGAGAACCAACUUGAAAUGAGCUUACGUGGUAUCCGAAUGAAGAAGGACCAACUUUUGAUCGAUGAAAUUCAAGAUCUAAACCGAAAGGGGAUCCUUAUUCACGAAGAAAAUAUGGAACUAUACAAGAAGGUAAACCUCAUUCGUCAAGAAAACAUGGAAUUACAGAAGAAGGUACUGAAUAAGAGAACGAAUAGACUUGAUACAUCCAUACAGAGACUUCUGUAAUGAAAUCCUUUCGACCAUGGUAAAUUAUGUAAGUUGCAGGUAUAGCACAAGCUAAGCAUUAAAUCUUGCAUCUCAGGUUUAUGCAACAAGGGGCGUAAAUGGCAUUGAUAAAGGUCCAAUUACUCCAUAUGGUUUUAAUGCCACAGAGGAUGUAAAUAUACCCAUUCAUCUCGAACUAAGCCAGCCACAAUUGCAAACAGAUGGAGCGCAAGCAGCAGCACCAAAGCCAGGGUAAUUUUUCUUUCCUAAACUCAAACUGAAUAAUAUUUUUUAAUUACUAGUUUAAUCAUAGAAUAUUUCGCUGAAUGUUGCAGCCGACUUCAAUUGCAUAGACAAGACGAUGCACAAAUCAUGGGUUGUUCCUUGUGAUCUUUUGUCAGUGUAGUUCUAAGGAUCACCACAGCAUGUUAUUAAUGAUAACCUGUGGUGUACAAGGAAGAUAAGGAUCUACUUCCCAAAAAUGGUGUAAAAUAAUCAGAAUAACUAAUUACUCUGUAAAUCUGUGUUACUAUAAAAAGGUGAUGACUGCGCCAGGAAUUUCAGUUUAAGAGCUUCAAACAGCAAUCAUUUGCCUAUUUAGAAGUGUAUUACCAUGUUUUAAGUUA
This is a messenger RNA of Phoenix dactylifera (date palm), 1449 nucleotides long. Lineage: Eukaryota; Viridiplantae; Streptophyta; Magnoliopsida; Arecales; Arecaceae. The record is from RefSeq and is a predicted model, not a curated record.